AUGUGCAAAGCGUACACCGUCCACUUCAUCAAACCACCCUGCACACCCUACUGCGGCGGACAGCUUACCACGCGCAUCCGCCCCUGCCCCUACCGCGGCACGCCCGUCUGCCGACCCGAGCCCGACCACCAGAUCAAAGUCAGCUACCGCUGCGCCAUGCACUUCCAAGCGACCGUCUACCCCAACGUCGACGCCUUCACCCGCGACAUCCUCACCCACACCCUCCCCCACACCACCACCGACCCCGGCAGCAGCAGCAGCAGCCCCAUCACCAAACUCGACGCGCUCGACCCGGACGUAGCCACACACAUCCAACAAUUCGGCGGCUGCAUGUACAUCGCCUACCAGGAGGAGUACUACGAGGCGGCGCGCACGGCGACCUACAUGCAGCUGCACGGCGGGGCGCUGCCGCCGGGUGUGGAGCAGGUGCCGCGGCGGCACGGGGCGAUACUGAGGGGCCUGUAUGCCAAGCUGCGGGAGGCGUACGCCCGGUUUUGUGACGGCGAUCGCUGGGUGGCGGUCGGGGUGCCGAGGGAGCGGCAGCCGGAGAGGGGACGGUUCUUUUAUCAGUAUCCGCUGCUGGGUGGCGGGUGUUGGGAGCAGUUGUUGGCGGAUGUGGGGCAGCAGAGGGGGGCGCAUUAUUCGUUUGCGGAUAUCUUUGAUGGGAUGGGGUGGGAUAUGGAGAGGAGGGGUGGAUCGUUGUCGUCGGGGGAUGGGGAGGUUGGUGAGGAUGGGGGGGAUGACGGGGUGGCUUUUGAGAAAGAAAGAGGACCGUUUUGCGUGGACGACCUAGACGACUGGGAGCGCUCGGACCUGGACUCUGAGGAUGAGUACGGUGUGAAUGAGAAUGAUGAAGACACCACGGCUACAGGUCUUGGAAUAAGAGAGCCGCCGGUAGGUGAUGAUAAGAACAGGUUGGCCAAACCAGAGUAUAAUAAGUGGUAG
Molecule: messenger RNA, 945 nt
Organism: Chaetomium globosum CBS 148.51
Lineage: Eukaryota; Fungi; Ascomycota; Sordariomycetes; Sordariales; Chaetomiaceae
Exons: 1
Coding region: 1-945 (314 amino acids)
Source: RefSeq, a predicted model, not a curated record